CAAUAUUUUAAUAGAAUAUUUAAAUGCCAGACGCCGAGUAAGUAGACUUGCAUUUCUAGCAUUCCAGACAGUUGUAGUGGUAUGUGGGGACGAAAUGGGACCCAAGUAAAGUGGUCGGCUCUGGCUUGCACCCAAAUAUCGCACAUUUGUAUGUGUAUAUUAACCAAUAACAUACAUAUUUUAUUUUAGGUUUGUUAAAAACUUUCGAGUCAGCAAAGAAGUAUUUGGGACACAUUUUCAGCGAAGUGAGCAUCCAUAUAAAAUACACCUACCGCAAUACUCAUUUGCCACCACAACUGAAACUGUCCACAUUUCUACGCUUUUUUGCAACUGGAAGCUAUCAAAAGUCGGUGGGUAACGAAAGUGUCUCAGUAAUGGGUCAGCCGACAGUUGCAAAAGUAAAACGGAAUGCUUGAACAUUUUUGAGGAGCAUUUUUGCCACAAAUGGGUAAGCAUGUCAGGAACGAGGAAAAAGAAAACGACGUGAAAGAGCAAUUCUUCAACAAAUGUGGAAUACCUGGCAUAGUUGGCUGUGUGGACGGGACUCUUGUGCGUAUAAAAGCACCCAAUGCAAAUUGCAGAUAUCUUUACUACAAUAGAAAGGGGUUUUAUAGCAUCAAUGUAAUGGCAAUAUGAGACGGCGAUAUGGUAAUUACAUUUGUUGACGCAGCACAUCCUGGUGCUAACCAUGAUUCCUUCAUUUGGAAAAUUGAAUUAUCUAUUUUAGCGGCUCACA
This is a messenger RNA of Rhagoletis pomonella (apple maggot), 736 nucleotides long. Its product is annotated as putative nuclease HARBI1. The record is from RefSeq and is a predicted model, not a curated record. The transcript is spliced from 2 exons. The coding region runs from base 445 to 636 and encodes 63 amino acids. Lineage: Eukaryota; Metazoa; Arthropoda; Insecta; Diptera; Tephritidae.